Messenger RNA from Tachyglossus aculeatus (Australian echidna), 1620 nucleotides. RefSeq names its product V-set and transmembrane domain containing 2 like (gene VSTM2L). The coding region runs from base 72 to 716 and encodes 214 amino acids. Lineage: Eukaryota; Metazoa; Chordata; Mammalia; Monotremata; Tachyglossidae. The record is from RefSeq and is a predicted model, not a curated record. The transcript has 4 exons.
CCUCCCUCCGUCUCCCCUCCGUCCGUCCGUCCGUCCGUCCGUCCCUCCCCUCGUCCCCCCGGGGAGCAGGGAUGGGGCCCGCGUCCGUGGUCCUGGCGGUGGGACACUACCUGGGACUUUACCUGGCGCUGGGCGCCUGCUCCCGCCUGGACGAGGACCCCCGGAACCCCUCCGGACACGCCCUGUUCACGGAGACGCCCCAUGAUGUGACAGCCCUAGCCGGGGAGGACGUGGAGAUGUCCUGUUCUUUCCGAGGAAGCAGCUCGCCCUCCUACGCCCUGGAGAUCCAGUGGUGGUACGUCCGCAACCACAGGGACUGGGCCGACAAGCGGGCCUGGGCCGCCGAUCAUCAGCUAAAAGCGUCUCAGCAGGAAGAAACCGGCAAGGAGGCAAACAAAAUAAGCGUGGUGAAGGUGUCCGGCGGAAACAUCUCGCACAAACUGCGGCUGUCGAGGGUGAAGGGGUCGGACGAGGGCACCUACGAAUGCCGGGUCAUCGACUUCAGCGCCAGCCCGGCCCGCCCACACAAGGUCAAGGCCUACCUCAGGGUGCGGACCCCCGGAGCGGGAGACCCCCCGGCCGCCUCCCGCCUGCAGGACACCCAGCCCGGCCGCUCCCCUGGCCCCCACCCUGGCCCCCAGGCCCACCCCCAGGCGGCCCCCAAGCCGGGCAAGGAGCUGAAGAAACGCUCCGUCGACGACGCCUGCUCCCUGUAGGCCCCGGGGAGGCCUCCGGUCUGACCCGCGAAAGCCCCCCACCCCCAGAGCCUCCCUGCUUUAGCUCCCCCCCAUCGCCCCUCGUGAUCCCGGACAGUGUGAAGAGCGCCUGGACGCCCCCCAUCCCUGGUGGUCCUUCAGAUGGCCCUUUCCCCAAAGCCCGUCGCCCCCUCUGCCCAUCCCCCUGCUCCAGAGGGUUGGGGGGGGCUUCAUCUGGCCACUGAGAGGAGAAACUGAGGCUCCCUCUACACUGCACCCCACCCCUCCACCCACCCAACGUCUACUCCAUCCUCUUUUCCAAGGGAUUCGUGCAUCGCGUCGGCCUUAUCGAGCGCUUCCCCGUGUGCCGAGCACUGGACUCUAGACUGUGAGCCCACUGUUGGUAGGGACCGUCUCUAUAUGUUGCCAACUUGGACUUCCCAAGCGCUUCGUACAGUGCUCUGCACACGGUAAGCGCUCAAUAAAUACGAUAUUGAUUGAUUGGACUCGGCGUCGGGGAGAGGACUUUCUAACCAUCGCCGGCCAUCCUCCCCGUCCACAAGGGAUGUCUAGUGGGAUUUCUCCCAUCAGGCCCCUCCAACCGCAGCCCAGUCCUCAUCAACCAGUCAGUGGUAUCUACUGAGCGCUUACUGUGGUGCGUCAGCACUGUACUGAACGCUUGGGAGAGUCCAAGGCCACCGAGCGAACUCCCGAACUGUCCUCUGCUCCCCCCAAAUGCCCCUCCCGUCCUCCAUGGUUUGUAAAUAUUUCUACUGGCUACUACAUAGGCCCGUGUGACCCGAGACCCCAUCGGGGGGAUGGGCCCUCGGAUGGGCUCCCGUGACCCGGGGGAAGGGGCGUCCAGUCCAGCUCCGGCCGAUCGAUCCAUCGACGCUGAACUGAAUAAAGCUGUUUAAAUGAUUUC